AGUGAUUGGGCAGGACAGCGUGAAACGUCCUGAAACAUGCAAACACAGGCAAAUGUGGGGCACGGAGGGGAAGAGGCUGGAGGGCCUUUUGUUAUCAGACAGUGCAUCAACUAGUGGAAGAUCAGAUCAACUCGGAAGAUCCUCUUCAAACCCAAAAAUACCAGGGAUCAAGUCCCACCAACACUGAAUUCUUCCGAGCAACAUGGAGUACACAUUCAGAGCAGUAACUCAGAGCUCGGGGAUUAUUAUCUGGAGAGUUGAGAAAUUGGAGCUGGUUCAAGUCCCAGAGAAAUCCAAUGGGAGCUUUUAUGAUGGUGACUGCUACGUGCUUUUGUCUACCCAGAAGGUGGGCAGCUCUCUGUCUUAUGAUAUCCACUACUGGAUUGGCUCAACGUCCUCUCAGGAUGAACAGGCAGCAGCCGCUGUUUACACCAUACAGCUCGAUGAAUUCUUGGGCUGCACUCCGGUCCAGCAUCGCGAGGUCCAGAACCACGAGUCUGAUGCCUUCAGGGGAUACUUCAAACAAGGAAUAAUCUAUAAGAAAGGUGGCGUUGCAUCAGGUAUGAGGCACACUGAAACCAACUCCUAUGAUGUGAAGAGGCUGCUUCAUGUCAAAGGGAAGAAGAGAGUGAUUGCCAGGGAGGUGGAGAUGAGCUGGAAGAGCUUCAACCUUGGGGAUGUCUUUUUGUUGGACAUUGGAAAAAACAUUGUUCAGUGGAAUGGCCCAAAGUGUAACAAACAGGAAAAGCUUAAAGGGAUGUUGUUAGCCAAAGACAUCCGGGACAGAGAGAGAGGAGGUCGGGCGGAGAUCAGAGUGAUCGAGGGCGAUGCAGAAAGCAACUCCCCUCAGAACAUGGAGGUCCUGAAUAAUGUUCUGGGAGAAAGAACAUCCGGGCUGAAAGACGGACCAUCUGAUGAAGUUGCAGACCAGGAGCAGAAGGCCAAACUCACUCUUUACCAUGUGUCAGAUGCUGAUGGCCAGAUGAAGGUCACAGAAGUUGCCACCAGACCAUUGGUUCAGGAUCUUCUCAACCAUGAUGACUGCUACCUCUUGGACCAGGGAGGGACCAAGAUCUUUGUAUGGAAGGGGAAGAAAGCAAACAAAGCUGAAAGACAGGCUGCGAUGGCCAGAGCUUUGGAGUUCAUCAAGUUCAAAAAGUACCCCAACACGACAAAUGUGGAGACAGUGAAUGACGGAGCAGAGUCGGCUCUCUUCAAGCAGCUGUUCCAGGGGUGGACAGUCAAAGACCAGACUCAGGGUCUGGGCAAAGUACACACGAAAGGGAAAGUGGCCAACAUCACACAGGAGAAAUUUGAUGCUUCUCUGAUGCACGUGAUGCCGGAAAUUGCAGCACAGGCACGAAUGGUGGAUGAUGGCACGGGUCAAGUUGAGGUUUGGAGGAUUGAGAAUCUGGAGCUCGUCCCUGUGGAUCCUAAAAGUUACGGAUACUUCUAUGGAGGAGACUGCUACCUGAUCCUCUACACCUACCUGGUUAACAACAAGCAGUGUUACCUGCUCUACAUCUGGCAAGGGCGUCAUGCAACACAGGAUGAAAUAGCAGCCUCAGCAUUUCAGGCUGUGGAUUUGGAUCAGAAAUAUGGUGGCGUGCCCGUCCAAGUGAGAUUAACCAUGGGCAAAGAACCAAGACACUUUAUGGCAAUGUUCAAGGGUAAAAUGGUCAUCUUUGAGGGAGGCACAUCUAGAAAAGGAACCUCUGACCCAGAGCCUCCAGUCAGACUGUUCCAGGUCCACGGCUCUGACCCAUCCAACACUAAAACCAUUGAGGUUCCAGCCCUGGCAUCCUCUCUCAACUCCAAUGAUGUGUUUCUACUGAAGAGCCAAUCAGGAAUGUUUCUGUGGUGUGGGAAGGGCUCUAGUGGAGAUGAGAGGGCCAUGGCGAAGGAGGUCAACACUGUGAUUGGACAGAACAGCUCAGAGGAGAUUGUCGCAGAGGGCCAGGAGCCCGUUGAAUUCUGGGAAAUCCUUGGAGGCAAAUCUCCAUAUGCUAAUGACAAGAGGCUCCAGCACACGGUUCUAGACCAUCAGCCACGCCUGUUUGAAUGCUUCAAUAAAACAGGCCGUUUCAUCGUCUCUGAGGUGACUCAGUUCACACAGGAUGACCUCAAUGAGGAUGAUGUCAUGUUACUGGACACAUGGGACCAGGUGUUUCUCUGGAUCGGUAAAGAUGCAAACGCGGUUGAGCGCAAAGAAGCCGUGGUCACAAGCCAAGAGUACCUGCACACCCACCCAGGCAACAGAGAUCCAGACACCCCCAUCGUCUCGGUCAAGCAAGGGUUCGAGCCGCCCACCUUCACUGGGUGGUUCACAGCCUGGGAUCCCUCCAAAUGGAGCGGAGGAAAAAGCUACGAGGAGUUGAAGAAAGAGUUGGGAGAUGACGUGUCGCCCGUUCAUGUAACAAGUGAGCAGAACUGUGUUGAAAGUGAGAAAAACUUUGAGUCCUUUCCAGUGGACUCUCUGCUCAACAAGCUCCCUAACGAACUGCCUGAAGGUGUGGACCCAACCAAGAAAGAGAAACACCUCUCGGACUCGGACUUCGACAGCGUGUUUGGGAUCAGCAAAGACGACUUUGCACAGCUGCCGCAGUGGAAACAGCUCAAGAUGAAGAAAGAAAAAGGAAUGUUUUGAUAUUUUAUUGUUUUUUUAGAUUUAAAGCCAGCAAGAGGUCCCGUCUGUCUGUCCCCCUCCCCUAAUUGACUUUCCACUGAAGCCAGUCUUGAUUCUUAAUUAAAUGAAAACGUGUUGUAGCUCUUGUAAUAACAUAAUUUGAAAUCUCAGUCCGACAAUGUAAAAAACUGUAAUGCCUAUUAUCACGGGCGUGGACAAUAACAAUUAAAAGCAGUUUUUUUUUUUAAUUAAGCAAAGAAAUUAAUAUUUGUGCAACUUUCUUUAACUUUGAAAUACCAAAACUUUAACAGCACAGAUUUCUCCUGUAAGUCUGGAUCUACUUUGCCAUCUGUUGGUCAAAUAAUAAUACAGCAUGUCACUUUUGUUUCUACAAACUGUUAAGUAUCUACAGCUGUUCCUCUACAGGUUUCACAGGAAUGGAUUACAAAUCAUCUUAUCCUAUAAUUUGUAUUUUCCCCCCCCCAUGUGAAACAAUUUUAAUAAACAAGUACAUGAAACAA
Messenger RNA from Pleuronectes platessa (European plaice), 3147 nucleotides. It is a transcript of the gene avil, whose product is annotated as advillin. The record is from RefSeq and is a predicted model, not a curated record. Gene Ontology annotation, molecular function: actin filament binding; phosphatidylinositol-4,5-bisphosphate binding. Bases 203 to 2647 code for a protein of 814 amino acids. Gene Ontology annotation, cellular component: actin cytoskeleton; cytoplasm. The transcript has 20 exons. Gene Ontology annotation, biological process: actin polymerization or depolymerization; cytoskeleton organization; actin filament severing. Lineage: Eukaryota; Metazoa; Chordata; Actinopteri; Pleuronectiformes; Pleuronectidae.